This is a messenger RNA of Cryptomeria japonica (Japanese cedar), 1079 nucleotides long. RefSeq names its product reticulon-like protein B8. The transcript is spliced from 5 exons. Lineage: Eukaryota; Viridiplantae; Streptophyta; Pinopsida; Cupressales; Cupressaceae. Bases 115 to 858 code for a protein of 247 amino acids. The record is from RefSeq and is a predicted model, not a curated record.
AUAAUUAAAAUUUAAAUAGCGGUAAACGAAAAAACAUCCUAUCCACAAAAUCCCCAAUUUUUUCAGACAGCAGAAACAGAUAUUUCUGAAAGCUUAGUUUGUUUUUCAGCAGCCAUGUCGGAACGUUCGGGUUUGCUAGCAGCUGAAAAUCUCGUCAACAAUUUCGUGGAAUCGUUUGCGGAUAGCAUUCCCAAAGAGAGCUCGUCGACAUUCUUCGAAAGGAGUGAAAAAUCAUCAGUUUCAGAGUCAUUUAAUCGGCUCUUUGGACGCCAGAAACCCGUCCAUCAUCUGCUCGGUGGAGGCAAAUCUGCCGAUGUCUUAUUGUGGAGAAACAAGCGGAUUUCUGUGGGCGUUCUUGCUGUUGCCACAUUAGUAUGGCUGCUUUUAGAAUGGCUGGAAUACCACUUGCUGACGCUGAUUUGCAUCGGCCUGGUAUUUUGUAUGACGAUCUUAUUUCUCUUGUCGAAUGCUUCUUUUUUCCUCAACAGGUCUGCUCCAAGCGUUCCGCGAAUUUCCAUUCCUGAGCAAAUCUUUAUUGAUGCUGCUGUUAAUAUAAGAAAUGAAGUGAAUAUGUUCUUAAGCUUUCUACAAAAUGUUGCAGUAGGGAAAGACGUCAAGAAAUUUCUUGUGGUUGCAGGAAGCUUGUUUAUUACUGGUAUAAUUGGCAGUUAUUGCAACUUUAUAACAAUAGUGUACAUAGGGUUGGUCGCUGCACAUAUAUUGCCCGUGUUGUAUGAGAAACAUGAGGACAAAGUAGAUUCAUUUAUUUCUAAUGCUUGGGAUCAAACGAAGCGGAAUUAUGGGCGUGUUGGUUCCCAAGUCCUUGCGAGGAUACCAAAGGGAAACAAAUCUCAUUGAGGAGUGCGCUAGUUUUUAUUGUUGGGGACCUUUGCAUAUUUUGCACUAUUGAUCUAAAAGGUCGCAUGAUUGGUGUGUAGCUUCAGUACAGUACAUUUUAUUUCUGAUAAGCUAUUGCUUGCCAAUCAGUGACCUUGUAAACUCUAGUUAAUCUUUCUUCUAGAAACUUUACAUCAUAUGGAACUGGCUUACAUAACAAGGAGGCUUUCUUUUUAUUUUAA